Messenger RNA from Pygoscelis adeliae (Adelie penguin), 5234 nucleotides. RefSeq names its product collagen, type XXIII, alpha 1 (gene COL23A1). The transcript has 29 exons. The record is from RefSeq and is a predicted model, not a curated record. Bases 1 to 1455 code for a protein of 484 amino acids. Lineage: Eukaryota; Metazoa; Chordata; Aves; Sphenisciformes; Spheniscidae.
AUGGGGAGGCUGCAGCCUGCUGAGGAGGUUCAGGCUCUGCCCGGGGGUCAGACUACCACAAUUAGCCAAGAGAGUGGUACAGGCCCUCCGGGGAGGCGGGGGAAGCCUGGCCGGCGCGGAGAACCCGGUCAGCCAGGGCAGUCAGGACGCGAUGGUUACCCGGGGCCUCUUGGUUUGGAUGGCAAACCAGGACCUCCAGGACCAAAAGGGGAAAAGGGUGAAGCAGGGGACGUUGGCCCAAGGGGCGAUCAAGGUCAAGAUGGAGCCACUGGCCCCCCUGGUCCGCCAGGACCCCCAGGUGCCCGGGGGCCUCCUGGUGACACGGGAAAAGAUGGCCCAAGAGGACUUCCAGGCCUCCCUGGUUUCAAAGGCGAGCCGGGAGAGGAUGGCCUCGUGGGUGCCAGGGGACCUUCAGGACCAAAGGGUGAGCCUGGCAUCCAAGGGAAAAAGGGUGAUGAUGGGAUCCCUGGGGAACCAGGACUUAUGGGCCCUAAGGGAGAAAAAGGAAGCGCGGGUCCCAAGGGAGAGAACGGCACAGAUGGCUUCCCAGGACCCAAGGGUGAACCUGGUGAGAAGGGAGGAAUUGGCUCCAUCGGACCCCGGGGUCCCCCCGGCCUGAAAGGGGAACAGGGCGACACCGUAGUGAUCGACUAUGACGGCCGAAUCCUGGAUGCGCUCAAGGCUGCAGGGAUACACAAAGUGAUGGGUUCGCCAGGUCCCCCAGGGCCACCGGGCCCCCAAGGCGCUCCAGGUCCCAAGGGAGAGCUGGGCUUGCCGGGUCCACCUGGACUGGACGGUGAAAAGGGUCCCAAAGGAGCGAAGGGUGACCAGGGCAGCGCAGGGAUCACGGGACAGAAAGGAGAGACAGGAGAAAUGGGCUUAUCGGGUCCACCGGGAGCAGAAGGGCCAAAAGGAGACAAAGGAGAAAAAGGAGACACCGGGUCGCCGUGUUUGCAGAAUAAUCAUAUCAUACCUGAGCCUGGACCCCCCGGAUUACCUGGCCCUAUGGGUCCUCCAGGAAUCCAGGGGCCUAAAGGCUUGGACGGUGCAAAGGGAGAAAAAGGUGACAGCGGUGAGAAGGGGGACCACGGUGACGCUGGACCCGCUGGUCUCCCCGGUGCUCCAGGGCUCAUCGGUUUACCCGGUACCAAAGGAGAGAAGGGAAAGCCAGGGGAGCCAGGAUUGGAUGGUUUCCCAGGUCUCAGAGGAGAGAAAGGAGAGAGGAGUGAAAGAGGGGAGAAGGGUGAGCGAGGAAUACCGGGGAGAAAAGGAGCCAAAGGGCAGAAGGGGGAACCAGGCCCUCCCGGACUGGAUCAGCCUUGUCCUGUGGGAGAUCGUAGCAUUGCAGGCAGCAAAAGGGACCCAGGUUUACCAGGCCUGGACGGGGUGAGCGUGCCCUGCCCUUUGGGACCGGAUGGACUGCCAGUAGCAGGAUGUUGGCAUAAGGUACAGUAAUAAUAAUAAUAAUUGUAUAUCCUUGAGCAGGUCCUGAGUAAUUUUGUUUGCCGCAUGGCGAUCGUUUGUGCUGCUGCACUUCCUUUAAGCAACAGGUUAUAUGCCUGGCAGACAUAACGCCAUGCCUUGGGAGAGCAGGAUUCCAUCUCGCUUCGUGUCUUGUUCCCCACAGCUGUAGACUGGUGCUAGGAACACUGCUCCAAAAACUUGCUAAGCGUGAAAAUCAGUCUUGUUAAUAUUGUCAGUAGCAAUGCCUUUUUUCAGGCUUGCUCAGGCUAGGCUUCUAUUAUGGCCCAGGCAGUUUAGGAACCACUCACGCAAAGACUGCACCGCUCUGCAAAAUGCGCUUCUGUGACUUAGACCAUACCCUCUAGCUGAGACUCUUACAGUGGGUUACCUCUUUGUCACAGAGUUACACAACAUUUAUUUCCAAACAAAGACUUUUCUGCCAUUGUAAUUAUAAUCCACAACCACUACGCUCCUUCAGUGCUUGAAUCAGUAAAUCAAGGUGCACGUGGUCAGGUAAUUCGUACUGUCUCACGCACCCAGAACAGCCAGGGGUUGUAAGUGCUAAAGGCAGCCCAGGAGAAUGAGGAGAGACGUGUCCUGCCGUAAGAUGAGCAUUUGAUCCAGACUUGUAGGAGGAUGCCGUAACCUCAUUCUCCGACAAGGGUAUGACACUGAAGCUGAGCGGAAUUACUAACCCACUUUGAAACACGUGGUUGUGGACACAGUUCGAGUUAAUAGCAAGCAUGUUACUAACUGGUUGCAAACCCUCGGUUAGAAUGUGAGCACGCCCUUAGCAUAUAAAAGUUUUUAAUUCUGUGGUAAGACAUUUGGAUGCACUGUUAAUAUUAAAAGAAAUCUGAAUGCCAAUCCUUAUAAUAUUAACAAUAAGAUUAGUAAGUGUAAUGAAUGGAGCAUUUCUCUUUGAUUAAAAUGUUUGUCUGUGUGUUCUUUUCCAGUGAUCUCUAAGCAUGAAGCACAAUAUGUAAAUAAUGUGAUAUAUUUUGAUCUUUUUAAUUUUUGUAUUAAAAAAGGAAGAAAAAAAAAAACCUUUCAACAGUAAUAUAUUGACCUUUUUUUAUACUGGAUUCUGUCAUUUAUGGACUUUGAAAAUAUUGUAAAGCUCCCAAACCCGUAAGAUACGCAUGGUAACAUCAAGAUUUGAUAAAGGUACCCGUGACAGUACCUGGGAAUGAACAGUAUUCACUGCUAAUGUUGCUGCGUGAACUAACAGUACUGAGACAGUGUGUUGCCUAGUGUGCCUUAUCGCAUGAAGGAGGGAGAAAUCCCUAUCCUAAUUUAGCUCUCAACUCUGUAUUUGCAUUGCACAUGCACAUUAAAAGGGUGAAAAAAUCUGGCUGAAAACAAAGAAGAAAAAAAGGAUGCAGCCCUAGAAUGAAAGAAGCUGCUGUGUACCAUCUGGUCAAACAAGAGAAGGACUUGCAGCUUGCAGAGGAAACAAAGCCAAGCUCCAUUCAUUGCUACCUGCUGUUGAUAUGAUGGAAAUAGCAAUUCUUUGGCUAAAGAGAACAACCUUGACUACCUGUGGUUAUUUCCACUACUAUCAAGAAAAGCUUUUUUUUUUCUCAAGAGGAAGCACCACUGGGUCCUGUUCUGGGGUCUGUGGCUGAAGAUGUGCAAAGCGCUUUGUUACUGUGGAACCCAAAUUCCCCAAGAAACCUCCACUGCAGAAUUUCAAAACACAAAAACCUAGUAAUACUUUCAGUGUAGAGAGUUGCAGGACAGGGAGGGCUCUGCUGAAGUCUUUUCUUAAACAACAGAGCACAUAAUGUUGCUGUUGGGGUUCCCAAAACUUGGGAGUUUGGAGCAUUUAAUUGUCUUGGUUUGUAGGGUUCAUUUGUGUUUGAUUUUUCUUGGUGUAUGUGGUUUUAAUUGUGAACUCUGUAACUGCACACUCCUCUUGUCCUCUUCCUUCUCUCUCCUUUUUCGGUCUCUUUCUUUAAAUUAUCUCAUCUCAGGCACAUCCCAUGCAGAGCAGGGUAAUGAAUAAAAGGAGGAUUAUGAUUUUGAUAUCUGCAUAUGGCAGUGAGAUCAAUUAAAAAUUUGCAAACUAUUCCGCUGUUCACAUUUUUAAUGAUGUUGAAAAAAAUAGAGAUUGUGCAGUAAAAAGCCAUAAAAAAUGACUUUAGGGAGGGAGAAAAUGGCUUACAGCCAAGUCUGUUCAGCUUACAAUGAAGAUCAAGAGGCAAUUGGAUUCCUUUACAGGGAGGAGAUGCUUUAUAUUAACAAGUUCUUAAAUUGAACAGAGAAAGUUAUACAAAUAUCCAUCCAACGGGUGGAAGGUGAAGCUACACAAAAUCAAAUAAAGUAAGCCAUGGAUUUUUAAUGGUGAGACUGGUUAAUCCUAACCAGACCAGUGACGUAAUCCCCAUCACUCUAAUGCCUUUUUGAUUUAACAGAUCAUUUCUGGAGGAAAUACUUUAGCCCAAUACAAGUUGCUAGGCUCUAUGUAGGAGUCUUAGGUGAAAUUAAGAGCCUGACCAUGAUAUCAAACCAGAUGAUGUAAGGGCUCUUUGUGGCCUUGAUUUAGAGAAUACAGAAGGGAGUCAUUUUUGCUGUAUUUGAGUAGAUCGGAACCCUCUGUUAGAUCCUUGUUCCGCUGCAUUUCUUAUGGCAGCUACUGCCAGAGAGGACUUGAGCGAGGGAUGCGACCGUCCAGGGGCAAUCUGCCCUGUACAAACUGACCUAAUGCUAAGGUAGUUCUUGCUCCGAUAUUCUGAAGAACAGUAGGAACAUGCUCAGUGCUCCAUGCAGGUAGGGUGACGUUUAACUGAUGUCUGUGAGUUCUUAUCUGUGACUGGGUCCUAGUUGUCCUUGAGUUUAUCCUUCUAGUAAGCUGGGAGCAUUUGUUAUCUGCUGGUAAAUGCUGAAAUAAAUGGCCAUCUAGCUUGGUAGAUGCGGACACAAAAGACAUGGCUGUAGGCAGUGAACUUUUGUUACCUGUCUUUGAUAGCUGCUUAGGGUCUACACCUACACAUUGCUUGCUUUGUGGCUAUACUUUGCACCUUCACCAGUUACUGACCAUUUUCUUGGUUACCAUAUAGAUUAAAUCCAUGUAAAUUCAGAUCAACUAACAAAUCAAGAAACAAGAAUUAUGUAACUCAAAACAGCAAUGAAAAUGCAUUUUAUUUACUUCCAUUUCAUGUUGUUAGCUAUCACUUUUGGUGUAGGGGUUUUUAAAGGCAUAAGGAGCAGCUGAACAAGCUCCCACUGGCUUUUAGUGCUUUUGAAAAACCCCUUUACUGUCCCAAAUUAAAGCUAAAAAUCUUCUUCUGUGGAAGGUUGAAGGCAAAUCUCUCAUUGAUGUCACCGGGAAGAUCUGUAAUUGUUCCCUUAAUGUACAGUUGCUCUUCCCAUCUCCCCCAGUCAUCUCCAAACUAAAAGCAAUUCACUACUCCAAACCACACUGUGGGCUUCUACGCUCAAAAUCCUGCAUGUGUCCUGUUCAUGGAACCUCUACUGAUAUCAAUGAGAGUUCAGUCCCCAGAAUGACUGCAGAAAGCACAAGAAUCUGGAAGUGUCCACAAACAAUCUACAAUGCAGAUAGAAAAGUCUUGUUUUACAUACGCUGGCAAAAACUAAACAGCUUUCUAUCUAGCUCCUACUUGAAGAAGUUUGAUAUCACUGAAGCUACAAGACAAGCUAACCUCCAAAGCUUAUGAAAUUAUAUUAAAAUUUAUAUUUUCUCUGAGGAAAUACCCCGAAGUCCUAUUAUCUUCAGGUAAACAAGUCAGUAUUCCGUCUUCAACUUG